This is a messenger RNA of Choloepus didactylus (southern two-toed sloth), 4822 nucleotides long. It is a transcript of the gene ULK4, whose product is annotated as unc-51 like kinase 4. The record is from RefSeq and is a predicted model, not a curated record. Gene Ontology annotation, biological process: protein phosphorylation. The transcript has 37 exons. Lineage: Eukaryota; Metazoa; Chordata; Mammalia; Pilosa; Megalonychidae. Bases 246 to 4034 code for a protein of 1262 amino acids. Gene Ontology annotation, molecular function: ATP binding; protein kinase activity.
AUCCAAACGUGGAGGGGUGCUAGUCCCGCAAGGCCAUUACGCUGUUCCCGCGCGUCCCGCCUCUUCACUGCCUUCCUCCCUUCAGCCUUGGGCCAGUAGACCCAUCCCGAGGCGCAGGCCGAGGUGCGCGCAUCUCCUGGAGCCGCGGAGUCGACCCGCUGCUUCUCCCCGCUAAGUGAUCAAGAGCUAGAGAUGCUAGUAGGCUGCCAUUUCAUUGUGUGUGGGAAAAGUGAAUUAGCCCAGAGAUGGAAAACUUCAUUCUGUAUGAGGAGAUUGGCAGAGGAAGCAAGACUGUUGUCUAUAAAGGGCGACGAAGAGGAACAAUCAAUUUUGUAGCUAUUCUUUGUACUGAUAAGUGUAAAAGACCUGAAAUAACCAACUGGGUCCGUCUCACCCAUGAAAUUAAACACAAGAAUAUUGUAACUUUUCAUGAAUGGUAUGAAACCAGCAAUCAUCUCUGGCUAGUAGUGGAACUCUGCACAGGUGGUUCCUUAGAAAUGGUUAUUGCUCAAGAUGAAAACCUCCCAGAAGACGUUGUGAGAGAAUUUGGGAUUGAUCUGAUUACUGGAUUACGUCAUCUUCAUAAACUUGGAAUUCUCUUUUGUGACAUUUCUCCUGGGAAGAUACUCUUGGAAGGGCCUGGCACAUUAAAGUUUAGUAAUUUUUGCCUGGCAAAAGUGGAAGGUGAAAAUUUGGAAGAGUUCUUUGCUUUGGUGGCUGCAGAAGAAGGAGGAGGUGAUAGUGGGGAAAGUGUUCUGAAGAAAAGCAUGAAAAGUCGAGUCAAAGGAUCACCUGUAUAUACAGCACCAGAAAUUGUGAGAGGUACUGACUUCUCCAUCACCAGUGAUCUCUGGUCUUUGGGCUGUCUGCUUUAUGAAAUGUUUUCAGGAAAACCUCCAUUCUUCUCAGAAAGUUAUUCAGUAUUAAUUGAACAGAUUUUAUAUCAAGAUCCUUUGCCACCUAUUCCAAAAGAUUCUUCUCUUCCUAAAGCUUCACCAGAUUUUAUUAAUUUACUUGAUGGUUUACUUCAAAAAGAUCCUCAGAAAAGGUUGACUUGGACAGGCCUACUACAACAUUCAUUUUGGAAGGGUGCAUUCACUAUAAAAGAUCAGGACUCAACAAGCACCGAGGAUUCCAGCUUCAGAAAUGUGAUGGAGUGUUCUGGGCCAGAAGACUCCAAAGAACCUUUGAAGAACCCCCCUAGUGGACAAGCAAAAGGGCUGAAGAGCGGUCAACACCUAAAUCGCUCUUUCAAAUUAGAAAAUCCAACUGAGUUGCGGCCAAAGAGUACACUUGAGGGUCAAUUGAAUGAAUCCAUGUUUCUUCUCAGUUCUCGUCCUACUCCAAGAACUAGCACAGCAAUGGGAUUAAGUCCUGGAGAUGAUAUGACUCAGAAUUCACCACGGAAGACUUCUCCUUUGACCAAGAUUCCAAGUGGACACUUGAGUCAGCAGGACCUGGAAUCUCAGAUGAGAGAGCUAAUCUACACAGACUCAGAGCUUGUCGUCACCCCAAUUAUUGACAAUCCCAAGAUUAUGAAACCACCACCAAUUAAAUUUGAUUCAAAAAUAUUGCAUCUACCAGCACAUUCAGUGGAUAAGUUGGUGUAUCUGAAAGACCAAGACUGGAAUGACUUCUUGCAACAAGUGUGCUCACAGAUCGACUCCACCGAGAAGAGUACUGGGGCCUCGCGAGCCAAGCUCAACCUGCUUUGCUACUUAUGCCUGGCGGCUGCGCACAGGGAGGUGGCCACGAGGCUCCUGCAUUCACCCCUGUUCCAAUUGCUAAUCCAGCAUUUGCGAAUAGCUCCAAAUUGGGAUAUACGGGCCAAGGUUGUCCGGGUGAUUGGUUUACUGGCCUCGCACGCAACUGAGCUCCAGGAAAAUGCACCUGUCAUCGAGGCGAUUACUCUCUUAACUGAAUUAAUUAGGGAGAACUUCAGGAACAGCAAAUUAAAACAGUGCCUUUUACCAACCCUUGGGGAGCUGAUCUAUCUCAUAGCCACCCAGGAAGAAAAAAAAAAGAACCCUAGAGAAUGCUGGGCUGUUCCCUUGGCUGCAUACACAGUGCUAAUGAGGUGCCUUCGGGAAGGGGAAGAACGUGUUGUGAAUCACAUGGCAGCAAAGAUCAUUGAAAACGUCUGCACUACCUUUUCCCCUCAGGCCCAGGGCUUUAUUACAGGAGAAGUUGGUCCUGUUUUAUGGUACCUAUUCAAACAUUCCACUGUUGAUUCCCUUAGGAUAACAGCAAUAUCGGCCUUGUGUAGAAUCACUCGCCAUUCUCCUGCUGCCUUCCAGAAUGUUAUUGAGAAGGUGGGACUGAACUCAGUCAUAACCUCCCUGGCCUCUGCCAUCUGCAAAGUUCAGCAGUACAUGUUGACCUUAUUCACUGCCAUGUUGUCCUGUGGGAUUCAUCUUCAAAGACUUAUCCAAGAAAAGGAUUUUGUCUCCACAAUUAUCCGUUUGUUUGACAGCCCUUCAACUUCCAUUAGAGCGAAAGCCUUCCUUGUUCUUUUGUAUAUUUUGAUUCAUAACCGUGAGAUGUUGCUGCUCAGUUGCCAAGCAAGACUGGUGAUGUACAUCGAGAGAGACAGCAGAAAGACCACUGCAGGCAAGGAGCAGCAAAGCAGCAGUGAAUACCUGUCCAAAUGUCUGGACCUCCUCAUCCAUCACAUUGUGCAGGAGCUGCCGGGAGUCCUGGGUGACAUUCUGAAUGCCUUGGCUAACGUUUCCGGUCGUAAACAUCCAUCAACAGUUCAGGUGAAGCAGCUGAAGAUGUAUCUCCCCCUGAUGCCUAUAGUGCUUCACCUUGUAAUGUCUCAGGUGUUUCGACCUCAAAUUGUAACCGAGGAGUUCCUUUUCAGUUAUGGAACUAUUCUUAGUCAUAUUAAAUCAGUAGACUCAGGAGAGACUAACAUAGAUGGAGCCAUAGGAGUGACAGCAUCGGAAGAAUUUAUCAAGAUCACGUUGUCAGCUUUUGAAGCAAUAAUACAGUAUCCUUUUUUACUGAAAGACUAUCGCUCUACGGUUGUUGAUUAUAUCCUGCCACCCUUGGUCUCCUUGGUUCAAAGCCAAAAUGUGGAGUGGAGGCUCUUCAGCUUGCGGUUGCUUUCAGAAACAACAUCUCUGCUCGUAAACCAGGAGGUUGGGGAUGAGGAGAAGGCGGCGAGUCUUGAUUCUGACAGCAGUCUUCUGGCUCUCUUUAGAGAUGGCUUACUUCCCCAGUAUGAGCACCUCCUCACCGAGCCAGACCCAAUACCGUCAUAUGCGUUGAAACUGCUGGUUGUGAUGACUGAACACAAUCCAACCUUUACCAGGCUUGUGGAAGAAAGCAAAUUGAUCCCACUCAUUUUUGAAGUAAUUCUGGAGCAUCAGGAGAGCAUUCUGGGUAACACCAUGCAAACUGUGAUUGCAUUACUCAACAAUCUGGUUGCCUGCAAAGAUUCAAAUAUGAAGCUCCUUUAUGAACAAGGACUCGUCAGUCACGUCUGUAACCUGUUCACUGAAACUGCCAAACUGUGCUUGGAUGUGGACAGCAAAAGCAGCAAUGAGACGGCAGCCGCACUGCUGUUUUCCCUGCUUGAUAUUUUGCACAGCAUGCUGACCUACACAUCCAGUGUUGUGCGGCUGGCUUUGCAGGCACAGAAGUCUGUCUCGGGAGGGGACACUCAGGCUGCAGAAGACCUGCUGCUACUCAGCAAACCUCUAACAGACCUCAUUAGCCUGCUCAUUCCACUGCUACCUAACGAGGAUCCUGAAAUUUUUGAGGUUUCAUCCAAGUGUCUGUCUAUACUGGUUCAGCUGUAUGGAGGGGAAAACCCAGACAGCCUGUCUCCCGAAAAUGCAGAAAGCUUUGCUAAAUUACUGAAGUCCAAGGAGGACCCGAAGGAGCAGAAGCUUCUGUUGAGGAUUCUCAGGAGAAUGGUCACCUCCAAUGAGAAGCACCUGGAGAGCCUCAAGAAUGCAGGGGGCCUCCUGCAGGCCCUGGAGCAGCUGGCCCCAGCUGGGGAAGUGGAUGCACCACAAUUUGUUUAACUAGUCCUCUAAUGAUUGAUAUUUGGGUCGCUAUUACCAACAGCGCUGCAGUGAGUACCGUGGUAUAUGCUUCUUGAGUGAGUAUACCUUGAAUAAAUUCUGAGGAGAACUUCGUCAAAGGUCACAGUACCACCCUUUGAUUCAGGCAAGAAGAGCCCUGAUCUGGAAUCCUUAUUUUAAGAGUAGGUACCAGCAAACUUCUAUAAAAGGACCAAAUAGUUAACUUUGCAGGCCAAAAGUGUGCCAACCCCUGCUUUAGAGGAUCCCAAAACCCUACAAAAAUGAAUUCAUCAGGAGAACACAUGGGUGCCUCUUAUCUGGAGUUCAGCACUUAGCAUGGUGCAUCCACAAACACUAAAGCUCCAAUCUUGAGAAGACAUCUUUGAGGCCCCAUGGAAAUGCUUCCCUGCAUCUCUUCCCCAUGUCCUUGAAACAGAAGGUAACUGCAUCCAAAUACCCGAAGGUUUGUACUACUGCUGACUCAUUAGUCAGACACACUGCUUAGAACAGAGGAGCUGAGCCACAGCAGCAGUCAGGAAAAUGACAAGCUUAUUAACUUGCGAAUCCUUUCUCUUACAUGGCACGAAUGCAAAAUGUUCUUGCAUAACAAAGUGUCAUUUCCCUGUAGUGCUAGGUACCCAUUUUUUUUUGCCUUUGUAUUCUCAUUUGUAGUUCAUUAAUUAGUGUAACUUCUACAAGUUUCACGCAGUGAUGGAGAAAUAUUUUGUGACAUUAACUCAUUACUAUUGAAUUUAAAUAUAUAGAUAAUAAAUGAAAUACGUGUGGGG